Hemibagrus wyckioides is the source of this 3698-nucleotide messenger RNA. RefSeq lists its product as uncharacterized. Bases 53 to 2617 code for a protein of 854 amino acids. The record is from RefSeq and is a predicted model, not a curated record. The transcript has 21 exons. Gene Ontology annotation, molecular function: DNA-binding transcription factor activity, RNA polymerase II-specific; DNA binding; protein binding. NCBI's taxonomy places the organism in Eukaryota, Metazoa, Chordata, Actinopteri, Siluriformes, Bagridae. Gene Ontology annotation, biological process: regulation of transcription by RNA polymerase II. Gene Ontology annotation, cellular component: nucleus.
GUUUCAUUCUGUAGUUCAGUUCAUAGGAUUACUACAAGUAACCAAGAGCCGAAUGGAUCUGCUGGACUUUCUAACUCAUGACGAGUUGGUUGGUUUUUUUCACCGCAAGAAGUCAGAGAUCUCUUGUAUGGAGGAACCACACAUCUUCCUCAAGCAGCUCCGAGACCAUGACCUGCUACCUGAGGCUCUCUACAAGGAGGUAAUAAAGAGGAAAAGUAAGAAGAGAAUAGAGGAUGGUGUGUAUGAAAUUUUGGACCGGGUGGAGAAUAAGGGAGGAGAUUACGUGAAACGGUUUUGGAGGUGUGUGUUAGAGGACCACAUCCAGCAGAAAUACCCAGUUUUCCGCACACUCCGAAACAGCAUUCAGGACGGUUCCUUUAGGAAUUUUGAAAGGCUUCCUACGCAAACAUGCAGGAGUACGGAUGGUGAAGGAAAAAGAAAGAAGCAAGAGCAAAAGAAAGGUGCAACAAAGAGAAAGAAAGGUGAUGAAGACGGACCAGGCCCUUCGUCAGAGUCCAAGCGAUAUCUGCAGAAUAAGGAGUAUAAAACCAUGGCUGAGUUUAACAAGAUUUCACUUCAGUUCAUACGACUAACCAAGGUGUGGCUUCCGCUUCUCUCGAGUUUAUUCUACAGGUCUCUCAGGUUCCGCGUCACUCAGCGUCACUCACUCAUAUCCGGGAUCUAUGAAGGCAGAAGUUUACUCCAGGAAGCCAAAUAUUACAUUAAAUAUAGAAAAGUUACUGUUGUACAGAGCAGACGGAGAAACAGCAGCCGAAUGGAUCAGCUGGACUUUAUAACUCAUGAGGAGUUGGUUGGUUUUUUUCACUGCAAGAAGACGGAGAUCUCUUGUAUGGAGGAACCGCACGUCUUCCUCAAGCAGCUCCGAGACCAUGACCUGGUACCUGAGGAUCUCUACAAGGAAGUAAUAAAGAAGAAAAGUAAGAAGAGAAUAGAGGACGGUGUGUAUGAGAUUUUGAACCAGGUGGAGGAUAAGGGAGGAGAUUACGUGAAACGGUUUUGGAGGUGUGUGUUAGACGACCACAUCCAGCGGAAAUACCCAGUUUUCCGCACACUCCGAAACAACAUCCAGGACGGUUCCUUCAGGAAAUGUGUAAAGGACGGUGAAAGAGAAGGUAAGGAGCAAGCGCAAAAAGAGGGUGCAACAAAAAGAAAGAGAGGUGAUGAAGAGAUAAAUGAAGAGGAACCAGGCCCUUCAUCAGGAUCCAGGCAGAAGAAAGCAGCCAAGGAGCCCACGUUCUCAUCGCUGUUUAAGAGAGGACAGCUUCCUGUUACCUGCGGAGAAAAAACAGGCAUACUGUAUCCAGACAAGCUUGCCAAAGGAGAAGAGUGCAUUUUGUCCCGGCGCCAGUGGUUCAGCCCAGUUGAGUUUGAGAGAAUUUCAGGAAAGGAAAGGUCAAAGAACUGGAAACUCAGCAUCUGCUACAAAAACACCCCACUGAAGAAAUUUAUAAUGGAAGGUCAUUUGAAGUGUCCCCGCAUUUACAAACGCUACGGUCAGAAGAAACAGACUGUUUCUUUUAGCCCUGUGGUGGAAACCAACAACCCUCAGUUAGUAUCCAGUGGAGAGGCAGAUGAAUCCGAUGAAGAAGACGAAGAAGAAGAAGAAGAAGAAGAAGAAGAAGAAGAAGAAGAAGUAGAAGAAGAAGAAGAAGAAGAAGAAGAAGAAGAAGAAGAAGAUGAAGAAGUAGAAGAAGAAGAAGAAGAAGAAGAACAAGAAGAAGAAGAACAAGAAGAAGUAGAAGAAGAAGAAGAAGAAGAAGAAGAAGAAGAAGAAGAUCACGAGCCAGCAGAUUUGCCAAAACUCCUGACUUUUCCAGUCAGCUGUGGAUCUGUCAGUGGUGUUUUAUAUAAAAGCAGAUUUGCAGGUGGGUCACGCAGUAAGAGCAUCCGAACAGAGAAGCGCUGGUUCACUCCUGAGGAGUUUGUAAAGCAGGAGAUAACAGACGGACACUGGAAAAAAGAUAUACUGUGUCAUGGAAAACCCCUUAACUACCUGAUUGAGAAGUCUAUCCUGCAAAUCCAUUCCCUGUGGUGCCACUGUCAUCUGUGCCGUCCUGAGAAAAAUGAGCAGGAUAAUGAUGACGUGUGCUACAUUUGUAACUCUGAGGGAAGACUGGUCUGCUGUGACGAGUGUCCACGAGCUUUUCACCAUCACUGCCACUUACCAGUUUUAAUGGACAACGUACUUGUGGGCAGUUGGAUAUGUACUUAUUGUGUGUUAAAGCAUAACAUGAAGUUGUGGAUUCACAUGAACAGGAAGGGAGCUUUGAGAUGUCCUGUUUCCUCAAACUUGAUGCGCUGCGAGUAUUUGCUGUUGUUUUUAUUUAAGGCAGAUACACAGCGUGUGUUAACUGAUGACCCAACCAAAAAGGUGGACAGAUAUGCAAAGGUGAUCUCCAAGCCCAUGUGGCUAAACAAAGUGAAGACCAAACUGAAGAAAAACAAGUACAGAACAGUGGGACAGUUUGUGCGUGACAUCAGACUCAUCUUCAACAACUGCCAAACUUUUUACAGGGAUAAUAGGUCUGUCAGGAUGGGAGCCAAACUGAAAAAGCUGUUUGAGAAGGAGUUUAACAGAGUCUUUAAAAUCCAGUAGAAUUUCUUAUUUCUAGAUUUUAAUAUUAAACAUUAUUGCACUGACAUCAUCUGAAUAUUUAAAUGAACUUGUUAUAAUCCAGGAGGCUAUAAUCCUCAGAUAUCGGUCUGGAAGUGAGACACAGUAUAAUGGAAAAAUUACUAAAUUUAAAAUGAUUCAAUAUACAAGCUUCAAUAAGGAGCUUUUGCAAAACUCAGUGGAUUCAUGUUUUUUCUAUUAUUUAUUAUUUAUAUCGUAAUAUUGUUUAUUUCUUAUUCUUCUUUCUCAGUUUUUAUAUUUUAAUUCCUUUUAUUUAUUUAUUUUUCUGUCAUUUACAGUGUAAUGGUACAGUCUGUGAUCUAACGCUGUUUCAGAUUGUACUCUGUCCAUUUUUUGCCACUUGUCCUUGUUUCCUUGUUUUUUAAAUUAACUUUAAAAUGAAAACAUGAACUGUAGUUCAGUAAAAAAAAAAAAAAAAAAAAGAGGAAAACUUUCCUAAUCUCUCUUAAAUCACAUGCUUGUGUACUAUUCCAGACUGUCACUGAGCACUAACGCUAACCAGAUAUAAAUUACUUCCUGUGUGCUUUCACCGUUGAUGAUGAAAUCCCAGCAGGUUCAGAUUCAGCGUAAAGCCCUUAUAAAGCUACUGCAUGCAGUCACAUGUUAUAUUUUGGUGGAAUACGAUUAAAUGCUCUGAGGAAUGCUAGCAGGCAAGCAGUUACACACUCCUGAGUGCUGCUGAGAGCUGAACAUAGGAUGCAUCGUUUCAAAGCGGCAGUAGUUUUAUUACUUGAUGAAAUAUGGAUUUAAUGGUGCUUUUCUCUUGUUUCAGUUUUUUUUGCAGUUUUCAGUUUUAAAUGGUUUCAUUGUUUAUUCUGAAUACGGUGUGUUUUAGUUUUUACUGAUGUAGAUGUGAUUGUUAUAAUUUGUUUGUUCUAAAAAAAACUGUGUAUAUCUUUAUAGCAGUGCCAGUUAUCUUCACAAGCUAAGGAACUGGUGACUAUAUGUGGUUUGUUUGUUUAUUUACAAUUUGUUUCUUUUCUCAGUGAUGUAUUUUAGAACACUGAAUCCAUUGAAUAAAUAGAUGUGAAUUGAAACCGUA